Molecule: messenger RNA, 3894 nt
Organism: Aureobasidium melanogenum CBS 110374
Lineage: Eukaryota; Fungi; Ascomycota; Dothideomycetes; Dothideales; Saccotheciaceae
Exons: 5
Coding region: 1-3894 (1297 amino acids)
Source: RefSeq, a predicted model, not a curated record
AUGCCCUCAUACAAAGAACUCCGUGCUCAGGGUCUGCAGGCCAGCCCUACCGCAUAUCCUAUCCCCGCGCGCAACUCAGCAGGCGAAAGUGUUUACAUCUAUCAGAGAGUCAAGUGGACCGGAAAUUUUCUCGACGCUGAACUCGAGCACAUCGAAGUGCCUGCAUACACCUGCCCAUCAUUCACUACCACAACCCGACCUGAGAGUCUCACCUUGGAAGACACUCCCACCACAAUGCUCUCGCAUCAAUAUCCUUUCAGCAAGCAGGCUCUUGCUGGUCCUUACCCUUCCGCACCAGAGAGAGAUGAGAAUGGCAAACCCGAGCGACCAACAGAAGACACGGUUCGCGAAAGAUCUUUCGCCAAGCUUAUCUCCACUGAAAGGCCACUAAACGACGACGAAAGAAUUGCUCGAGACAGUCAGUACCUCGUUGACUUGCAGAGAUGGAGAUCGUGGGCAUCGAGAAUGCCCGAGGAGUGGAACCUCCUGGACCCGGUUGAGUACAAACAGCUCAACAGCAUGAUGCCAACAGCCUCCACGUCGCAGGUCGACAAGCCCAACAUCGACAAAGAUGCUCAGAUUCUCUUGCUCUUCGUCUGUUUCACUUCGUUCCUGACCUUCAUCGGUACCUCAGCAAGUCAGCUCCUGGCCCUUGGAGUUCUCCUCGUUGGCGUUAUUCAGAUCAACCACCAGAACAGCCUGGAUCCUAUCGCCAUUUUCAGCUUCACCGCUCUGAACCCAGUCAGUACCCUGUAUCUCCUUGGCUACUGGAUACUGGGGAUGAUAGGCGUUGUUGGGAUCAUACUCUCCUUCAUCAUGACCUCCACCAUCUGGCUCCUCAAUCAAUUGGUCGCCUCCCUCGCAGGCGCUAAUUCCGGGUCUCAGACUCUCUACCAUGAUAUGACUGCUUUCUUGAACGUCACAAAGCAUGAUAUCAUGAGGGAGGUCUCUGUCCCUCGACUGACUCCCUGGCUCGCCGGUGUUGUGCUCGCUUUCUUGAACUAUAAGAUGCUCCAGGAGCCCUCGACUAUCUGCAUUCUCGCGUGCAUGGCCCUCUGCAUCUUUAUGGUCAUCUGCAUCCUGUCGUCUUUCGCAGAAUGCCCUCCCAGCGUAGUCGCCGGUGACCCCGUCAUUCCACCUCCCACGACGCCUCCGGCUACCCCUGCUGCUCAGAUUGUCCCUGCCCCUCGCGCAUCGACAACUCUGUCCGGGUACAGUGGUAUCACCUUCGCUGACCCGCUGUCUACUCCGCAGUCAGUCAGCACAAAGUCGCUUCCUGAGAGUCUUCGCCCGAAACCACUCAUCUACGACUUUGGCACGCCGACCCGAGGUCCCCUGAGCAAGGACUUUGGUGCUCGCCGUAGUCCACCUGACCUGUAUCAAAGCUCAAUCUUCUUGGUCAAAAGAGCGACUCUCAAUAGGCAGCUCUUCCUUCUAAUGUUUUUGAACCUUUGCAUUGUCCAAAGAGAGCAGGUGGGCUUUCAAAAUUCUAGAGUUGGAAUGUAUUUUUCUUUGUUCGCUUCUUCGGCAUUUUUCAUCUCAUGUCAAUUUCUUUGUUAUCAGCCAUCCGAUUCCGCGACUACAAUGACGCUUACACCGCAAAAGCCCGCCUUGCACAGCAGCACCCUGGAAGAGCUGCAGGCACGAUUUCCUUCUGAUGCACCUCCCAGUCCGUCAUCGCCAAUUGCAAAGGGCAUUGCGGCCCUCGAACGCCGAGCAUCGAACAGGCAGAUGAAUAGAACAGGAUCUCCUUUCGAGCGCAGUCGUACCGUAUCACCUCUGCCUCUUCGAAUGAAUCUCGCAGCAGACACAACAUCUGAAGCCAGAAGCACCGCCCCCUCACCUGGUCCACCUAAUGGCAACCGUCGAGCACCUCCACCUUCGUUGAAGACCAAGAUGAGACCUUCCAGCGAACUAUUUCUGCCAACACCCAAAACGGCAAGAAGUACUGGGUUCAGAUUCUCGACGAUCAUCCCUGAGGACGGGGUGGCCAUAAAGUCAGAACCUGUAACGCCAGAAGUCGUAGCCCCAGUGCCGUCCUUCUCAUCGCCUCCACUAUCGCCAGCUUCUGCCUCCAUUGCCGAUGCCAUCAGCCGUGUGGAUGUGGGUGCAUCUAUUCAGAACGCCAUCGACAAUUUGAGCAAACCUGAAGCAAAUCGCUUUAUCUUUCCUCCAUUGAGAUCUUCAACUGCGCCGCCUACCAGUCUACGCCGACAACCUAGUUUUGCAUCUAUCAAAUCGUCGCGGUCGUUGCCUUUACGUGCACUCAGUACUCGAUUUAGUCGGAUGAGCCGUGCUGGAGGCAGUAGUUCUCGGGGCGCUGGAGUCAAUCCCAUGCUUUCGCCCAAGAGGCGUGGCUCACAUUUCUCUGGAAUUGACAAGGAUCUUACAGCCGAUAGAAGAAUAAGUUUCAUGCUGGCAAAGCACAAAUCAAACUUAGAAAGCGUGCUAGCAUCACCAAUCGAGGAACAAACACCUGUCAAACCGGUACUGAAAAAAGCCGCAACGAGUGUUAUGCCAUGGCGCAAGAAAGCGAGAGGUGAAACAAUGAGCAUGCUUCUCGAAUCUGGCUUCUUUCCUGUUCAAGAGUUUAUCUACGAGAAAACUGAAACUUCACCAUCGACAACAACACGCAGUCCGAGCAAACGCAAUCAGCUUGCUUUGAACAUCCUUGUCAAAGACUUGCCUGCCGACCGCCCUUCUUCUAUUCUCAACACGCCGACAAACUUCUAUCAACAAGGGCAUGCAAGUCUGAGAAGGAGGUCAACAAGAAACAAUCAUCGUCGCUCACUGGGCACGCGGCGUAGAAUCUUGAACGCAGCUUCCGUUUCGACUUCGCAGAUCUCGCCCACCGUGGUCACUUCCCGAACAGUGAUUGCACCUCCUCUUUCUCCGACUAGUCCAAAAUCACCAAUGACGCCUACCAAAGCCCUUGCGAUCCUGACAGGAAGCUCUGAAAACAGUCCAAAAUCUGGCCAACCAUCACCUGGCAUCCUUGAAGUGAUCCCAGAAGAUGGUGCUGUGGCUGCCACAAUCGAGAACACUUCAUCGCCUACAUCACAUACCUCGAUGCGCACCAUUCCUGAAGCACCAGCACUUCCUGAUGCCGCAGGCAGUGAGAUCCAUCUCAGCUCCGGCACAGUCCUCAUGGUCAAGACCCCUGAGUCAACAGCCUGGCGCCGCUCAAUCUAUAUCCAAGGACCCAUCAAACUGCCUACUCCAUUAGUGGUACCACGCAAAGGCAGUAUCGCCACCCUCGACCCUUUCCAAGACGUCCUCAGCAAUGAUGCAAUCCCACGUCGCAAGUCUGAAGAUACAGCCAUCGAUGACAUCUGCGAGUGGUACGACACCUGGAACCAUGAUGCUGUCUCUUUCGCUUUUGACGAGUUUGUCAUCGAUGACACAGAUCUCGCGAAUACAUGGGCCAUGACUCCUCUCAACGAAGAGCCUGAAAGUCCUAUUGAUCGCAGUGUACGUUUCCCUUCUCCAGCACCACUGGCCAAACAAGUGGCAGCCGCAAUGCUGGAUCCAGGCACUUUGCGCCCUGACUCUCUAGCCAUCAAGCCUCGUCCUCGCAUGUCCCUCCCUCUGACUCCUCUCCCUGAACUCCCGAAAACACCUUCUGUUCCCGGCAGCGAAAAGGGGCAUAGCAGAAACAGCAGCGGAGAGACUUCGUACAAGAGUUCAAACAGCGAUCCUAUCAAGCGCACUGAUAGCAGGGGCAGUGUAGUUAGUGGAGUCAGCUCUGUGGAGGAGAGUGGUUGGUUUGAUGCUGAGAGUAAGGGUGAGAUUGGAAAGAGAAGGGAGAGUUUGCAGGGGACUGAACAGUUGAAAGCGAAACCGAGGAUGAGUAGGAUGCGAAGGUUUGUGCAGACUGCUUCUGCCAUCUUGUAG